Messenger RNA from Zymoseptoria tritici IPO323, 1422 nucleotides. RefSeq lists its product as uncharacterized. The record is from RefSeq and is a predicted model, not a curated record. Gene Ontology annotation, cellular component: Swr1 complex. Bases 1 to 1422 code for a protein of 473 amino acids. NCBI's taxonomy places the organism in Eukaryota, Fungi, Ascomycota, Dothideomycetes, Mycosphaerellales, Mycosphaerellaceae. The transcript has a single exon. Gene Ontology annotation, biological process: chromatin remodeling. Gene Ontology annotation, molecular function: ATP-dependent H2AZ histone chaperone activity.
AUGAAUUCGUUCAUCGCCGGCUGUUGUUGCACGUUCAUCGUGGUCUACCUAUACAACACUUUCUCGCCGCUGGUCAAGUACUGCGCGGCGUUGGCGUUGGCGAAUGGAUUCGGUACGGUCGGGCUGUUGGUGGCCGUUGGAAUUGGCGCGUGGGCGGUUGGACGCAUGCAGGCAGAGUGGAAAGCAGGACCGCCGCCGCCGUCCGGGGGUGGAUCUGCUGGCGCAAGCUACUCGCAACAAAAUCGACACUCGACAGGCCCCCACGGAAACACAUAUUCAUCACCACCACGGCCGCCACCUCAGACACCGCCACAACCGCCGCCGCAAUCACCUCCACGUCCGCCGCCGCAGUCAUCACAACCUCCGCCGCCGCAGUCAUCGCAACCUCCGCCGCCGCAGUCAUCACAACCUCCGCCGCCGCAGUCAUCACAACCUCCGCCGCCGCAGUCAUCGCAACCUCCGCCUCCGCGACCGUCACCCGCCGCAAGUGGGUGGGAAAAGGCUCGGGAAGAGACAAAGAAGCGAGAGGAGGAACGGAAGCGAGCAGAAGAGCUGAAGAAGAAGCGAGAAGAGGCGCAAAAGGUGCGCGAGGAAGCAGAACGCGCGGCAAAGGCCAAGGCGGAGAUCGAAAAAUGGGAGCAGGCGCGCGCAAGAGAAAAGGAAACACGAGAGCGCGAGGCACGAGAGCGCAUCAAGCGCGAGCGGGAGGAGAAGGCAAAAGCUCAAGCUCAAGCUCAAGCUCAAGCUCAAGCUCAAGCUCAGGCUCAGGCUCAGGCUCAGGCUCAACAGCCGACUGCGAGAUCACAAACCGGGACAGAGGACGCAUACUCUUACCGACCGUACGACACCCCGAAGAAAGCCUCCUCGCCGUCCAAGACCUCCACGUACAAGUCAUGUGCAUCGUCCGUCUCCGGCGUGAGCGAGAGCAGCUACGCUCCGAGUCAAAGCACGGCACGGACAACACCGCCGCCCUCUCAUCGUGGACCGUACUCGACCACCAACCCAAACAAGAUCCAGAUCAAAGCCGUGUAUCUCUUCAGCGACAAGUCACCCCUCCGUCCUCUGUCUCAACUCGUCUCCGGCCAAGGUCCAGUAACCGACGGUCUGAUCCUUCGCAUCGAGACUGGAGGCCUCUUCAUCGACGACGAUGUCCGAGAGGUCGGACAGCGAGAAUGGGAUGUCAAAGCUUGGGCGCUGAACUUGGUCGAAGAUGGAAGCGCGAAGAAUGGACUGCAUCUCUUCCGGGCGUGUACGAGGGAUGUGGAUAAGAAGAAGUACUUCUUUGUCCUGGCUGAAAGUGAGAGCUGGAAGGUCACCGCGGGAAUCGCGAGGCUGAGGAAAGGCAGCCAGGUCCGGUCACUGAACUUCAGCACGGUCAAGGAGACGGAGGUGAAGGCUGUACUAGGGACGUUGGGGUGGUGA